Paraphaeosphaeria sporulosa is the source of this 759-nucleotide messenger RNA. RefSeq lists its product as uncharacterized. The transcript has 3 exons. NCBI's taxonomy places the organism in Eukaryota, Fungi, Ascomycota, Dothideomycetes, Pleosporales, Didymosphaeriaceae. The coding region runs from base 1 to 759 and encodes 252 amino acids. The record is from RefSeq and is a predicted model, not a curated record.
AUGGGCAGCGAAAUCGAAGAGCUCAAGCAGUUAGUUGCGCAACUACAGAAGGAGGAGGAUGUGAGGAAGCUCCAGUACACAUAUGGCUAUUACCUCGACAAAUGUCUCUAUAGAGAGGUGGCCGAUCUCUUCGCCGACCACCCAGAUACUUGCGUAGAGUUUCUAGGUGGCCGCUACAAUGGCAAGGAGGGCGUUGAGCGGCUGUAUGUCGGCCGCUUUGCCAAAGCCUUCGUGAACGGCCGCAAUGGUCCCGUGCAUGGCUUUCUCCUCGAUCAUCCACAGAUCCAGGGCAUCGUAGACAUCGAUGCUGACGGCGCCCGCGCCAAAGGUCGCUUUCGUAGCAUGAUGUCUGCCGGUACGCACGAGAGCAUUAAGGACACACAUCCCCGUGGGCUUGUGCAGUGGUGGGAGGGAGGCGUAUACGAGAACGAGUACAUCAAGCAAGACGGCGUAUGGAAGAUCUUCAGACUGAGAUACUUUCCAUUCUGGCACGGGACCUUCGAGAAAGGCUGGUCACACACCAAGCCAAACUAUGUCCCCUUUAUGUCCAAGACAUACCCCGAAGAUCCCGCCGGACCGAAUGAGCUCUGCGAGAACCCGAUGCUCUGGCCGGACACCCGCGUGGUCCCUUUCCACUACGCACACCCCAUAACCGGGAAACAGGUGGCGGAAGAGGAUCUAAGGGCACCUCCGUACGGUGAAGACCCAAAAAGCAGCACGCCGGCUUUGGUUCUGAGCAAACCAAAAUCUGAAGCGUAG